ACGGCAUCAGCGUUUCUGGGCCUGUGUUGCAGAAGAAGCACGCAGACUCUGGGCUCGGUCGAGGACUGGGUCGAGGACUGGGUCGAGGGCUGAGUUCAAUUUUAUCAUUCGGAGGCCCUCGACGGCCCCCUCGGGUGCAUUGUUUCUUGUUGUUUCCUUUGCGGCUCCGUCCAUCCACGAGUCACCGUGACACGACGUCGAUGUUGUCCAACACCAUCACAAUCAUUUAGCAUUUUUGAUGUUUAUUUAUUGAUAUUUUAUUUUGAAUAUCACCACACUCUUUUAGAUACACACGGUUAACUAACCAACUAACAACAAUGGGCUUACAACUACUCUACGGGGCUGCCCUCCUCGGCGCCUCUGUCCAGGCAUUCGCCUUCCUCCCACAACCAACAGACCCCUUUCAAGCGCUCCCAGUCGAGAAUGGAUGGACUCCAAAACCAACACCAGCACCAGAAGGCCAUGGACUGUUCAAGCGUCAGAUCAGCCUCCCCUCGACCUAUCUUAUAGCCUCGGAUAACACCUGCGGCUUCAUCAAUGGCAAUUCAAGAUCCGCGUAUGCCUGUCUCGACGAUGACAUGCAGUGUGCCUUCAUCCCGUCCUCGGGCAAGAUUCCCGGCGCUGCCGGGUGCUGCAAAGGCACAGACUGUUCGUUCCGGAUCGCGUGUAUUGACAGGAGUGAUAUGGACGACUGUGACGAGGACUGCGAGGACGACCCCUUGACCUUGAAAUGUUCCGGCGCGGCCAGGUUCUGCAACACGGUCGCCUUUCCGGGAGGCGUCACAGACUACUACUGCAGCGCAAGGAGACGGACCUCGGCCCUUGAGGCGGAGACCACUCACAGCCGCGACAAGAGCAGGAGCAUGUCAACCGUCAAGCCCAAGGCCACCUCAACCACUAAGAAGUCGAGCACGUCGACCAAGAAAUCGUCGUCUUCAACUUCCGAGUCAUCGUCAACCGAGACUACCUCCGAGACAACAUCGGAAACAACAUCCGAAGCCACGUCCGAAGAGCCUGCCUCCGCCACCGAACCCCCGGCCGCUUCAACCACGGCCGACUCGGACCGCUCUAGCGCCACCACUUCUUCGACGGAACCCGUAGCUUCGGAUGCCCCUUCGACGCCAAUCGGCGCUAUCGUGGGAGGUGUCCUCGGCGGCAUCGCCCUCAUCGCCCUCGCCAUCUUUGGCGCCAUCUUCCUCCGCCAGCACAAGAAGAAGAACGAGGCCAUGGCCGAGCUCCCGCCGCCUCAGCCCUUCAUGGCCCAGCCGACAUACCCCAACACCCAACCACCCACCGCACCUUACGGGCAAGACUCCGCCUCCGCCCGCAUGUCCGGAUACGCCGCGUCCUCCGUCGCCGGCACCCCGGCACAAAUGUACGCCACCCCAGUAGCCGCAACGGGCGUCGGCGCUGCCGCUGGUGCUGGCGCUGCAGCAGCAGCAGGCUCCUUCAACUCGUACCACAACCACCAACCGAGCAACCACACCGGCAACUACCCCGAGUACCACAACAACAACGCCUACUCCGAACACCAGCCGAGCCCGAUGACCACGCCCGGCGGCAGCCCCCAACUGCAAUACGCACAAUACGCCCACCAAAUGCACGCGCCGCCCCCGCUCCCCGCACCAUCCUACUACAACAACUCGCCGCGCGCGUCGCAGGACCACUACCGCGGCGGCAGCGGCGGCACAGGCACAGGAAUACCAGGAGGCGAGAACGGGCCAGCCGAGAUCGGCGACGGCGCCUGGGCGGGCGCCGAGCUCCCCGACCGCCGCUCCACCUCCACCCCCGUGUCCACCUACAACGGCACCACGCCCGUCAGCCCGGCGUCCGCGCUAGGUCCCAUGCCCGGCGAGUCACAGGGUAAUGGGGGGAGUGGUGUUGGGAGCGGUGUGCCGCUGAGCCUGCAGCCGGGGAUGGGGUACCGGCCGUAUCGGCCACCGGGAGCGGGGGGGAAUAACCCCGGGAACGCGCCGGGUGGGAUGGUGGUGCCGCGCAAGGCGGUGCCCUCCGGGCCGUCGCCUGCCGCGCAAGCACAGGGUCAGGCGCAAGGGCAGGCGCCAGAUCAGCAGGGGCAGGGGGGCGCCGCUGGGGGGCAUCAGCAGACGGUUGCGGUUGAGUUGCCUUGAUAGAUACAGCGGGGUUGGGGGAUGGCGGGUAAUGGGAAGAGGGAAGGGGGGAUUCAAUUUUUGCAUGAGAGUGUUAUACCCCAUAUUGUGCUGACGUGGGCAUAUCACCAUUUUCUUUUAGAGCGGUUGCCUUUCAUGAGGGAUGGAUGGAGUGUUUUCGGGUUGGGGAUGGUUUGAACGGGUGGCCGUGGAGAGAGAUCCCGUCUGUUUUGGACACGCCCUGUAUUGGACACGCUAGAUUUCUUGAUUCUUGUAUAUACUUCAACACGAGUACGAACCAUGGUCCUGACUCCUUGUCUGUCCUCGAGGUUCAACGUCCAUCCACAGUGAA
Chaetomium fimeti is the source of this 2460-nucleotide messenger RNA. RefSeq lists its product as uncharacterized. The coding region runs from base 318 to 2129 and encodes 603 amino acids. NCBI's taxonomy places the organism in Eukaryota, Fungi, Ascomycota, Sordariomycetes, Sordariales, Chaetomiaceae. The transcript is spliced from 3 exons. The record is from RefSeq and is a predicted model, not a curated record.